AUGGUGAUCCUGCGGGCUGGGCUCUGCCCGGGUCUCACUGAAGAGAUGAUCCAGCUCCUCAGGACAGGUGGCAUCAGGACAGUGGUGGACUUUGUGUCAUCAGACCUGGAGGAUGUUGCCCAGAAGUGUUCCUUGUCUUACAAGGCACUGGUUGCAGUGAGACGUGUGCUCCUGGCCCAGUUCUCUGCCUUCCCUGCCAAUGGAGCAGACCUCUAUGAGGAACUCAAGAGCUCCACAGCCAUCCUGCCCACAGGGAGCCCAAGCCUGGACCAGCUGCUGGACUCUGGGCUGUACACAGGGGAAGUGACAGAGCUCAUGGGAGCGCCGGGCAGUGGGAAGACACAGGUGUGCCUGGGCAUUGCAGCCAGCGUGUCCCUGGGCCUCAAGCAGCACCUCCUGUUUCUCGACUCCACAGGGGGCUUCACUGCCUCCCGCCUCUGCCAGAUGUUUGGAGCCCAGGCAGAGGACAAGGAAGAGCAGCUGGAGGCUCUGCAGAGGGUCCAGGUUGUUCGUGUGUUUGACAUCUAUGAAAUGCUGAGAGCCUUGCAGGAGCUGCGGGAUCGUCUCUCCCAGCAGGUGGUGAGCUCCGCCGGCGCUCUCAGGCUGGUGGUGAUCGACUCUGUCUCGGCGGUGAUCUACCCCCUGCUGGGCGGCAGGCAGUCGGAGGGUUUGGCCAUCAUGAUGCAGCUAGCCAGGGAGCUGAAGACACUGGCCAGGGAGUUCAGCCUUGCCAUUGUGGUGACUAACCAGGUGACAAGGGACAGCAGCAGCAAUGGUCCACUGAAGCCAGCCCUUGGCCGCUCCUGGAGUUUCGUGCCCAGCACCAGGGUGCUGCUGGAGAGCAAAGAAGGCACCUGGGAGAGAGCCAGCAGGCAGCGCAUCGCCUCCCUGGCAAAGUCUCCCCGGCAGCCAACUGGGAUACAGGUGGAGCUGGAUAUUGGAGAUGGUGAUGUACAGGAGCUGAGCCCAGCAACACCCACAGAGGGGCCCUGA
Indicator indicator is the source of this 993-nucleotide messenger RNA. It is a transcript of the gene RAD51D, whose product is annotated as RAD51 paralog D. Gene Ontology annotation, biological process: telomere maintenance; double-strand break repair via homologous recombination; reciprocal meiotic recombination. NCBI's taxonomy places the organism in Eukaryota, Metazoa, Chordata, Aves, Piciformes, Indicatoridae. The record is from RefSeq and is a predicted model, not a curated record. The coding region runs from base 1 to 993 and encodes 330 amino acids. Gene Ontology annotation, molecular function: single-stranded DNA binding; ATP binding; ATP hydrolysis activity. The transcript is spliced from 10 exons. Gene Ontology annotation, cellular component: centrosome; replication fork; Rad51B-Rad51C-Rad51D-XRCC2 complex.